Molecule: messenger RNA, 1890 nt
Organism: Seminavis robusta
Lineage: Eukaryota; Bacillariophyta; Bacillariophyceae; Naviculales; Naviculaceae
Source: the annotation of a GenBank genome assembly
AUGGCAACCUCCCGAUGCUACCAAGAUUUGCGAGAUCUGGCCCAAUCCAAGGUUCCUCGGGAUCCUGACGCUCAAGGCCGUUUGUCUCUGAUUGGAGUUUGCAUGACUAUGAUUGACUGUAUCAUCCCAUGGAUGAUAUGGCUGCUAUUGCCGUGUCUGCUGCUCCAGAAACUCGUCCACCAUGGACGAUACGAGAGCCUGGAGCUCGUUUGCGACUCCUCGGAAUACCCCCCGGUUCCAACUUACUUUGUGGUGUAUCUAGUCCUGGAAGUUCUGUUUCACGUAUCGAUGCGCAUCAAGCUGGCAUAUCUCCAAGCCAAAGAUCCUCUUGUGGAAUCUCUCAAAGCCGGUGGCAUCAUGUCAUUGACUCAAAGGAAAAGGCAUUGGAAUCAAACGAUGAAUGCCGUAUCAGACAAUCCAUCCAAAUUCUUUCAAGACUGGUUCUUUGGCACCAAAAUGGAAGAUCUGUCAAUCAAGGAUCUGCGGAACUUUGUGGCUUGGAGUUGCUUUGAGGGACGACUAGUGGAGCAUCUCAGUCCUCGAGAAAUGCUGCAGCUAGAUACGUUUGUACGGGAUGCACUCCUCCGAACCAACCAUCCAAGACAAAGCCAGCUACAAGAAUCAAGAGAGGUUGCUAGUAGUACACCUGUCCUUCAGAGCCAGAUUAGUCUGUCGGAGACUUCUUGUUCUACAACCGAUUCGCUUUCCGAUGAAUCCUCAUUGUCAUCUGCUUCAUCCUUGCGGCCAGCAGACGAGGACGAGUUAGAGUCCACUGACCAACAAGAACUCAUCCAGAACAGAGCAGCCAUCCACAAGGAGCUCCUGUGGCGUCAGCUACGACUCCAACAAUCAAAGCCAAUCCCAGAGGCUCAGCUUGCGGAGCUGAUGCGGAAUGUGACGGACUCUCACGCUGCUUCGGAAUCCGCUGCUCCUACAUGUAUUAUUCAAGACCACACCCGUGCUCGUCGUUUCAAGCAUCCAACUGUUGACCCAAUACUGGGUGUUCGGAUUGCCCCUCUCUUUGUCCAUGUCACGUUCGUCCUCUUUUCCCAUGUCCUUGGUAGCAUGCUCUUGUGGAUCCUAGGAUUUCAAAAGUACCAAGCAGGCUCCAUGACAUAUUGUUACCGGUCUGGCAACCAGGAAAGAACUACACCGCUGGUCUUUAUCCAUGGCAUUGGCGUUGGUCCCAUUGCCUAUGUCGUUCUCAUUUUCCAAAUGAUAAUGAUGACAAGUGGCCGUCCAGUGUUCCUACCGGAACUGCCUACCGUGUCGGUCUGUCGACCAUGGGUCAUGCCCAGUGCUUGUUUGUCACCCCAACAAGUGGCCACCUCACUCUCCAUGAUGCUUGCCAAUCAUGGAUUUGCCAAGGCCACAUUCUCUGGACACAGCUUUGGCACCUUUUGGAUGACCUACUUGGUCAAGUAUGCCCCCUCUGUGGUGGCAGGAUUGGUGUUUGUAGACCCUGUUAACUUUUGUCUCUAUGACCCUCUCUUGGCAGAUCGAAAUGUUUACAACGAACCUGACCCCGGCAAUAUUGGGUACCUGAUUCACACAGACAUGAUGGUUUGUUGGUCCAUCCAGCGCAACUUGUGCUUGAUGGAGGGCAAUCUGUUUGUGGAAGAUAUUCCACAAGAUAUCCCUGUAGCAGUUUUUGUGAGUGGGGAAGACAAGAUUGCCCCCUCCAAGAUUCAGCAGACUUACCUACAAAAGCACCGGGAUUGCAAGGUCCAAAAAUUUGAGGAGGCCAAGCAGAAGAAACCUUGGGAGACUCAUGAUCUCUCUGUCACUGUGUUUGAUGGCUGUGAUCAUGGUAUGUGGCUUCUCGAUCCACAAUACAAAAUCCCACCUCUGAUUGCAGCCAUGGAGUCAUUGACAGAUCGGACCAAUUAG